ACAAUUACAGUGCUAUUGACAGUUGACAAGAAAUAUAUUGUAAUUUGUAACUUGUAAUGGCUACAUUUUUAUAAAAGUAAAACUUUUGGGAACCUUAAUUCCUCCAGAACAUUGAACAUAAUUUCCAAACGACUGUAUUUACUUUCACGAAUAAAAUCAACAUGGAGGAGUUAGCUGUGGAGGUUUGCGGCGAAAAUGGAGCUCUUUAUAAGGGUUAUAUCAUAGACAUAUUUGACGAUGAAGUUCUAAUUCAUUUUGAAGAUGAUUGGCAGCCAGACUCAAAGUUUCCAAAUUCUCAAGUUAGGUUACCUCCUAAAGCAGAUCCCAAAGUGGAAUUCACAGAAAAUAUGGAAGUUGAGGUGUAUUCAAGAUCAAGUAUUCAAGAAGCCUAUGGCUGGUGGAAAUCAAGAAUCAAGGUGGGUACAUUAUUUUUUUCUUUCAACUUCUACCCUCACAUUGUACGUAUAUCUCCCAAGUAA
This is a messenger RNA of Leptinotarsa decemlineata (Colorado potato beetle), 479 nucleotides long. It is a transcript of the gene Fmr1, whose product is annotated as synaptic functional regulator FMR1. Lineage: Eukaryota; Metazoa; Arthropoda; Insecta; Coleoptera; Chrysomelidae. Gene Ontology annotation, biological process: positive regulation of translation; animal organ development; mRNA transport. Gene Ontology annotation, molecular function: mRNA 3'-UTR binding; translation regulator activity. Gene Ontology annotation, cellular component: cytoplasmic stress granule; neuron projection; nucleus. The record is from RefSeq and is a predicted model, not a curated record.